UUGGUGAUGUCAGCUGUCAGCUGGUCUAUUGUAAAUACUUAGUAUUAUUAAAAAUAAAUAUCUUGUUGGGCCAAACUACUUAUAAUUUUCUUCCACAUACACAGUCCAUUAAACUUAAAAUUUUUAUCACAAUCUAUUCAGUUUAAUUUUACACUAAUAUUGAAUGAUAACACCUAUUAAUAUUGUCUUAAACGACACGUCAACAAACUAACCUCAAAUUAACAACUAAUUAUUAAUAAAUUAUUUAAAUUAUUUUAUAAAAAUAAAUAUUAAUAAUAUGCGUGAAUUUUAUAAAAGUGUGAUUACAAUAAUAACAUUAAUUUUAUUUGUAUCAUUUAAUAAAUCUGGAGCAUUAGAACCACCAAAGCCACAAGCUGAUAGUGAAGAAGUAUCAACAUGUACUGUUUGCAGAAAUCUUGUCAAGAGUUUUCACAAGGGUAUUGAAAAAACAAAAAGAGAAAAAUUUGAUGGUGGUGAUGCAGCUUGGGAACAAGAUAAAAAUUUAAAAUAUUCAACAAGUGAAGUUAGAUUAACAGAAAUUCAAGAUGAUCAUUUAUGUAGAGAUGUUAAGAAAGGACGUGAAAAAUGUCAUCAUUUAGCAUCAGAAUAUUCAUCAGAAAUUGAAGAAUGGUGGAUAAUUAAUGAAGAAGAAAGACCAGAUCUUUUCAAUCAUCUUUGUGUUGAUAAUGCCAAAGUAUGUUGUAUGAAAGGACAAUUUGGUCCUGAUUGUAAAAAUUGUCCUGGUUAUCCAGAUAAAAUUUGUAAUAAUAAUGGUAAAUGUAAAGGUUCUGGCUCAAGAAAAGGUACUGGAAAAUGUUACUGUGAUAAAGGAUAUUUUGGUAAAUUUUGCAGUGACUGUGCAAAAGGUUUCUACGAAUCCUACAAAGAUGAAAAUAAAUUCCUUUGUUCAGCCUGUCAUGCUGCUUGUGUUGAUGGUUGUACAUCUGGUGGAUCAUCAAAUUGUCUUGGUGGUUGUAACAAAGGAUGGAAAUUAAAUGAUGAAAAUAAUUGUAUUGAUAUUAAUGAGUGUCUUGAGACUAAAAAUAUAUGUACAAGAAAUGAAUUUUGUGUUAAUAAUGAAGGAAAUUAUUCUUGUCUAAGCUGUGACAAAUCUUGUGAUGGAUGUACUGGUGAUGGUCCAGACAUGUGCAACAAAUGUGCUGAUGGAUAUCAUGAAAAUGAAAAUAUUUGUAUAAAUUCUGAUAUAUUGGGACGCAAGAUACAUGAAAAUUAUGCAAGAUAUGGAACUUACUUUGGUCUUUGUAUUGCAACUUGUAUUAUAUUUCAAAGUAAUGUUUAUGCAGCAAGUGCUAUUGGCUUAUUAGUUGGACUUUAUAUAUCAGUAUCUGAAUAUAUUUUGGCAACUAGUAAUGUACAAAAUGCAACACCAAAUCUGGAUCUUUUACAACCAUCUGAAUUAUAAAUUCAGACCAUACAGUACUAGUAAAAUUUAAAUAAUUUUUUUUUUUUUUU
This is a messenger RNA of Aphidius gifuensis, 1473 nucleotides long. RefSeq names its product cysteine-rich with EGF-like domain protein 2 (gene Creld). NCBI's taxonomy places the organism in Eukaryota, Metazoa, Arthropoda, Insecta, Hymenoptera, Braconidae. Bases 278 to 1423 code for a protein of 381 amino acids. The record is from RefSeq and is a predicted model, not a curated record. The transcript is spliced from 4 exons. Gene Ontology annotation, molecular function: calcium ion binding.